This is a messenger RNA of Eutrema salsugineum, 2239 nucleotides long. Its product is annotated as patatin-like protein 7. Gene Ontology annotation, biological process: lipid metabolic process. The record is from RefSeq and is a predicted model, not a curated record. The transcript has 2 exons. NCBI's taxonomy places the organism in Eukaryota, Viridiplantae, Streptophyta, Magnoliopsida, Brassicales, Brassicaceae. The coding region runs from base 474 to 2018 and encodes 514 amino acids.
CUGCCUUUCUCCUUUCUCUUCGAUCUGGGUUUGGUGAGGGUUUUUAAGUAAAGCGUGCGAUACAAAAACAGACAUCGUCUGUAACUGCUGUGUUCUUGCCUUAUUCUUCUUCUUCUUCUUCAUCAUCUUUGUCUCUCUCCUCUUCUCUUGGUGUAUAUAUCAGUGUUUCAUUUGUUCUACAUAAAAAGUAAAAGAUUCAUCUUUUUAAGGCUAAUUCAGAUAGGCUUUUUUCUUUUCUUCGCCAAAAGACGAGCUCGGGUUGAACAAGAGAAAGAAUUUAAGAAUUUGAAGAUUCCGCGCAAAAGAAGAGAAAGACUAAACCUUUUUUUUUCUUUGUUCCCGUGGUGAUUUCUCGCGCUCUGAAAUUGGUUUGACCAAAGACGACCGGUUUGAUCUGAAUCUCUUGUGUUCAUAUGGUAGACAAAUAGAAUUAGGUGCUGGAUUAAGUACAGGAUUUGAUUCUCUCAAUCAUCAUGCAAAGAGCACGCAAUAAACCGAUUAAAUCCACCACGACGGCUUCCGUUAAGCAUUUAAUCAAACAGAGAGGAGGCGGCGGCAGAGGAGGCGGCGGCGGAGGAGGAGGAAGUGGCGGAGAUACGGCGGCUAUGGAGGUUUCCAAGCCGGCUAAUGACAACAGCCUCUUGACAGAUAUGCAGGAACCGAGCAUCGAUACGGACAAACUCAGCUACGAGAUUUUCUCGAUUCUCGAGAGCAAAUUUCUAUUCGGCUACGACGGCGACAACAACAACGACGACCCGAAAAUCACGGUUCCAAGGAAUCUCAACCCGAAACCCGAGCCCGAACCCGUGAAUUCGACCGUUCCCGGGUCGAUUAAGAACCAGAGAGGGAAAAUCUGUAUCCUGAGCAUCGACGGAGGAGGCAUGAGAGGGAUUCUACCCGGAAAGGCGUUGGCUUACCUCGAACACGCUCUGAAAUCGAAAUCGGGUGACCCGAAUGCCCGAAUCGCCGAUUACUUCGACGUAGCCGCCGGGUCCGGUAUAGGCGGUAUUUUCACGGCGAUGCUUUUCGGUUCGAGAGACGGUAACCGUCCGAUCUUCAGAGCAGAGGACACGUGGCAGUUCCUAACGAAAAACGCAAAGGCCCUCUACGGGUCAUCAGCGCUCGUGAAACGGGUCAUGAGAACCGGGUCGUCGGGUACGGCGAAGCUACAGAGAGUGAUGAAAGAGUGUUUCUCGGAGCUGACUUUAAAGGACACGCUUAAACCGGUGCUCGUGCCUUGCUACGACCUUAAAAGCUCGGCUCCGUUCUUGUUCUCACGCGCCGACGCGCUGGAGACGGACGGCUACGAUUUUCGUCUAUGGGAGGUUUGUAGAGCGACGUGGGCUGAGCCUGGUGUGUUCGAGCCGGUGGAGAUGAAAUCUGUCGAUGGAAAGACCAAGUGUGUGGCCAUCGGUGGUGGUUUAGCCAUGAGCAACCCAACGGCGGCUGCGAUCACGCACGUGCUGCACAACAAGCAGGAGUUUCCGUUUGUGAGAGGAGUUGAGGAUCUGCUUGUCUUGUCUCUUGGUAUGGGUCAGUUGCUUGAUGUUAGCUAUGAGUAUGAUCGGAUUAUCAAGUGGACGGCUAAGCAUUGGGCUCGUCCUGCGGCUCUUAUUUCUAGCGACGCUGCUGCUGAUACUGUUGAUCAAGCCGUGGCCAUGGCUUUUGGUCACUGCCGUAGCAGUAACUACGUUCGGAUUCAGGCGAAUGGGUCGAGUUUAGGACAUUGCAAGCCAAACAUAGACACAGACCCGAGUGGGAGCAAUGUGAAUAUGCUGGUUGGAGCAGCGGAGGAGAUGCUAAAGCAAAAGAGUGUUGAAUCGGUUUUGUUUGGAGGUAAAAAAAUCGAUGAGCGGAGCAAUUUCGAGAAGCUUGAUUGGUUAGCCGGGGAACUUGUUCUCGAGCAUCAAAGGAGAAAUUGCAGGAUUGCUCCAACCGUGGCGUUCAAGCAAUCAGUCCAUAGGGCAGAUCAGAAGACAAUGGACAAAGAUAUCGGUGUGACUGCUAGAGAACGAUGAACAAGCCAAAAAGGUUGUUGUUGUUCUCUUUUGGUUGUGUUAGAUAAUUUAGGAUAAGGUUUUCUUUCUCUCGUAUAGAUUUGAGUUUGACUUCCGAGACAUGAGGAAAAAAAAAACAUGAUUCUUGUAAUUGCGGUUUGUCUUUGUUUUCCUAUAAUCAUCAUGAUUUCUUCUUUGACAUUUCCACUGACUCGAGAUAAUUUAUGAACCACUUUAAGUAA